Mercenaria mercenaria is the source of this 1690-nucleotide messenger RNA. RefSeq lists its product as uncharacterized. The transcript is spliced from 2 exons. Lineage: Eukaryota; Metazoa; Mollusca; Bivalvia; Venerida; Veneridae. The record is from RefSeq and is a predicted model, not a curated record. The coding region runs from base 130 to 1614 and encodes 494 amino acids.
CCAAACAAAAAACAAAAUCAAAAUGACGCCCAAGAUCGAUUCGAUAUUUUACAAACUCGGCGCGACUGUCUUUUCCCGAUUGCAGUUCAGCCAGUAGAAGAGAAUCAAAUAUUCCACCAGGCAUACUACAUGGUUACGUCUGUUCCUGAAAAUUAUAUCAACGGUAAAAAGCUGAAAUCCUAUAGAUCUUGUGGCGAUGAAAACGUAGCUCCAUGGGGGACUUUGUAUCCAGUUUACUCUGCUAAAAACAAACAAAUAUAUAAGAAUAUGGCGUGUGCAGCUGCUCAUGGUGUCACUGACGGGAUUGUUUGGAGUGCUGUUCUUAACUGCGCUACAGAUAAGUUCUCAGACGCAAGCAAUUUUGUUUUUGGGCUGGAUUCAAAUUCAACUUCCAAGGACUGCGCAGUGACAUUUAUCUAUCCUGGUGAUAUGGAACUUAUACAAUCUUUUAAAUGCUAUGUAUCUCUCAUAGAUACAUGUUCCGAUACAGAAUUUGAAAUGCCUUAUCAAACUAGCGUUUCCAAGAAAGAGAUAACUGAGUGGUGCACAAGCGGAUUUGUGUCCCCAUACAGAAAGAAUUACAUGUAUGCUAAUGUUUUCUGCGCCAUAUGCAAUGGUGAAAACUUUAGAUAUGAUCAAGAUUGCUCUGAGAGUUUCAGUAGAGGUGGACACGACAACGGAUUCAUCGCGCUCAUUGAUGAAGCCUUUGUAAGUUCAUACCAGAAGGAAACGUUUGAAAAUGUACCUUCAAUACACAUGGCGUGUGAUCUUAAGGAUUUCAGCAGAUGUCGACCAGUACUUUGUCCGUCUGGACAAUUACGAGACGGAACUGAUAGAUGCACAUAUCCAAACAUACUUUGGUACGAUCAAGUAUACACCGUAUUAAUCAGUCUAACAUCGGAGGAGGCCGUCAACUUUACAGAAGUAUUUCAUCAUGUCAAUUCUUGUGGUCAAACGAACAUAAUACAUGUUCUAAAAUCACCAUUGCUAGGUCACUGGGUAAUUGUUACCAUAUUGAAUAAAAUAACUGACCGUACUAGCAGCAAUAAAACAAAUCUAAUAGUUGGGUUAGCAAGAAAACAAUCUAAGGUCCGACCGCAGGAUUUAAUACAGAACUUGAAGAGAAUAUUGAAGGGAAAGUGGUUUUUAAAACAUAAUGUCACCAUUUCGUUUAAAGCAAGCAUUCUGGCAUAUACCAACAUUAAUAGAGGUCAAGGUUCAGGUCAUGAAACUGGCAUUGCCUUCGGCAGUAUUUCACAAAAUGUCACAUAUCCCAGAUACUGCAUUGUUUACAAAAGCAGCUGGGAUAUUCCAAAAAGAAAUCAUAUGAUCACAAAACUUUACUUAUGCUAUCAAGUAGAACUAACUCAGUCUGAAUUUAUUCUAAGCACUGACAAAAAGCUACUUUUCAAUAAUGUAACGCAACGUGUCAUGUUUACCAAUGAGUUUGUCCUGCUAGGAAGCAGUACUGAUGACGGAGACCGAGCUAGGAUUUGUGUCGAAGACUCCGGAAUGUACAUAAUAGGCAAAGAUCUUAGGCAAAAUACAGCCUCAUUUUCCCACGUCACUGCUCAUGCAUUUCUUGUUAUUGCAUGGCUUCUGAGCUUUUUAUAAGUAAUCUCUUUCUAACUUUUUUGUUGAACUUUUAUUGUCGUUUUGAAAUAUAACAUGAACUAGUGUUGUUAAUAAA